Messenger RNA from Pezoporus occidentalis (night parrot), 2192 nucleotides. It is a transcript of the gene NTHL1, whose product is annotated as nth like DNA glycosylase 1. NCBI's taxonomy places the organism in Eukaryota, Metazoa, Chordata, Aves, Psittaciformes, Psittacidae. The coding region runs from base 1261 to 1818 and encodes 185 amino acids. The record is from RefSeq and is a predicted model, not a curated record. Gene Ontology annotation, molecular function: DNA binding; 4 iron, 4 sulfur cluster binding; oxidized pyrimidine nucleobase lesion DNA N-glycosylase activity. Gene Ontology annotation, cellular component: nucleus. Gene Ontology annotation, biological process: base-excision repair; base-excision repair, AP site formation; nucleotide-excision repair. The transcript has 5 exons.
CCUGCAGCAUCCCGCAUCCUCACGGUGCCCCUGCCUAUGUCCCGGUUUGGAUGUCUCCAGAGCAGGACAAUCAAUGCAGGGAGUAUUUGGACUCGAGACUGGGAUUGGCCCCACAAGAGGUUAACCUACAAAUAUGUAUGUGAGAGGAACUAUUCAUCCUGUUAGAGGAGGAAAAUCAGCCACUGCCUCUCCAGUAUUGGGCUCGUUGGCUUCCAACAGCCCUUGUGAAAUAGCAGUGGGUGUUUGCUGAGCUGUUCUCUGCUCACAUUCAGCCCAUGCUGGACAUCAGGGACCAAGCAGCAAACACAGCUGUGCGAGGUCCUUGUCCUCUGCUGAAACCGCUGCUGGGAGAGCUGGCAGGCUGAACCCGGAGUGGGAACUGGGGCAGAAAACAGGAUGAUAUUGGGGUUGGGAAUGAAAACCUGGAGAGCGUGGUGGGGCAGUGCUGUCCGCUGGGACAGGCUGGCAGCGCAUGAGGGCACGGCCCUUUUUAUCUCUAUGAGAAUCCAGGGAAACUGUGCAACAAGCCGCCUCUGGAACACAAAGGAAAAACACUAUGGAGAUAAGAGCAGCACAUAAGCAUAGGCUGGCUUCCUCCCCUUUUGCAGUUAAGGGGAUGGAUGCAGGUUGAAAGGAAGGGCCGUGCUGGGACGACACAGUGCUUCCCAAGCCUGGAACACAAUCAAAGGCCCCAGAGGACACUUCCAACCAAGGGGAGUUUGCAUCAGUACAGAAGCCAAAGUGGAGUGAGGCUGUGGUGCGGUGCUGGGAUGUGGGGCUGUGCAUGGAACAGAGCAACAGGAAUGCUAUGUGCUCCACAGCGACCUGCUGGGCAAUGAGGGAGGGGUCUGGAAGAUGCAGCUGCACAGCUUCAGGACAUGCAGCACUCUCCUUGUUGCUGGCGUCGUGCCUUGGGAUUGGAUCCCUGGGGAAAACGAUUGGCUCUGCCUCUGGAUUCAGGCAGUGUCACACGCUCCACAGCAAUGUGGAUUGGCACCAAGUGCAGCUGCGGGGCCAGGGGGACCACGGUGCAUGAUACGGAAAUAACUUCUCUUCCCUAGGGAAGCAGGGUUGUUGCUUCCAAGAAAAAGUGGAUGUUGUAACCCUCGGCACACAGCAGUGCUCCUGGCACAAUUCCAUGCACUCGGAGAUUAGCCUGCUUCCAUCCACUCUGGUUUAUCCUAAGGCAUCUGCAGUUUUGGAAGCUUUAGGAGCUAGAGAAAGGAUUGUAUCCCGUGUUAUCCUGGGUCAGGCCAGGUCAUGCGCUACCAAGUGCUGCUGUCACUGAUGCUGUCCAGCCAGACCAAGGACCAGGUGACGUGGGCUGCCAUGCUGCGCCUCCGGCAGCGCGGCCUCACCGUCGACAGCAUUUUGCAGAUGGAUGAUGCCACUCUUGGACAGAUCAUUUAUCCCGUGGGAUUCUGGAGGAACAAGGUGAAGUACAUAAAGCAGACGACAGCUAUCCUCAAGCAGAAGUACGGCGGAGACAUCCCAAGAACCGUGGAGGAGCUGGUGCAGCUGCCAGGAGUUGGGCCCAAGAUGGCUUACUUGGCCAUGAACAUUGCCUGGGACAGCGUGUCUGGGAUAGCUGUGGACACCCACGUGCACAGGAUCUCAAACAGGCUGAAGUGGGUGAAGAAGGAGACCAAAUACCCUGAGGAUACUCGGGUGGCACUGGAGGAAUGGCUGCCCAGGGAUCUCUGGAGGGAGAUAAACUGGCUCCUGGUGGGCUUUGGCCAGCAGACCUGCCUGCCUGUGAAUCCGCGCUGCACCGAGUGCCUCAAUCAAGACAUUUGCCCAGCUGCUAAGAGACACUGAGGGGUCAUCUGGUCUUUGGAGAGCAACAAAGCUGCUUCAGCUCAGCAGCAGCCCGGAGCUGAGCCCUGGCAAAGCUGUGCAUUGCACGGGGCUGGCUGUGUGACUGCAGGGAAACAGGAGCCUGCUGCAGCCAGCUCAGCAUCACUGGGGAGCGAGCAGCCGCUGGCAAGGGCUGAGCUCUCAGAGGAAAAAGGGGCUUUCAGAGUGCAGCAGUCCUGCUGGGUCAAUGCUAAAGGCUCCAGCCCGUGUGUGAAUGCCUGAGCAUGGCCCAGCUGCGCUGCAGCAGGAGGAGCUGUAGGGAAGAGCUUUGUCCUGGAGGACUUGCUGCUGCUGCUUGUAAAUACAUGUGUAAUAAAGGUGGCGGGGUGUUUCUA